Cynara cardunculus var. scolymus (artichoke) is the source of this 1558-nucleotide messenger RNA. RefSeq names its product UDP-glycosyltransferase 76G1-like. Lineage: Eukaryota; Viridiplantae; Streptophyta; Magnoliopsida; Asterales; Asteraceae. The record is from RefSeq and is a predicted model, not a curated record. The coding region runs from base 101 to 1396 and encodes 431 amino acids. Gene Ontology annotation, molecular function: UDP-glycosyltransferase activity. The transcript has 2 exons.
GACCCAUGGAGAAGCUCCCAGUCUCCGGUGGACAGUUCCGACGGCACCUCGCCGGAGAAUUAUAUUGUUUCCCCUACCUUUCCAGGGUCAUAUCAAUCCCAUGCUUCAGCUGGCAAACAUUCUUCACACUCAAGGUUUUAAAAUAACAAUCAUACACACUCAAUACAACUCUCCCAAUUAUUCAAACUAUCCUCACUUCACCUUUAGCUCCAUCUCCGACAACGGCUUUUCUGAGAUUAUAAAGCAGUUGUCAGUGAACUCAGACGCCAGCUAUUACCUUACACACCUUAAUAACAGCUGCGUAGAUCCGUUUAGGAACUGUCUGGCUGAGUUGUUGGCGACAUAUUCCGAUGAAGACCCGGUUGCUUGUCUAAUCACAGAUGCCGUAUUCUACUUCACGCAGGCGGUGGCCGACGCACUCAACAUCCCUCGCCUGGUGCUCCGAACAAGCAGUCUUGGUUGUGUCUUAGCUUAUGGCUUUCUACCCAUUUCAUUUGAAAAGGGUUACUUCAAUCUUCCAAAAGAAGAUUACGAGACAAGGGUAUCAGAAUUUCCACUUAUGAAAGUUAAAGACCUCGUAAAGAUCACAAUCAACCCACAAGGUAUGGUAGAUUUGGUUACCAAUAUGCUCAAUCAAAUGAAAGCAUCAUCAGGACUCAUUUGGAACACCUUUAAAGAACUCGAAGAAUCUACACUAGAAACCCUUUGUAAAGAUUAUCAAAUUCCAAGCUUCACUUUAGGCCCAUUUCACAAGUACUUCCCGGCAUCCAAUAGUAGCUUGAUUGAACAAGACCGGACCAUUCUCUCAUGGCUAGACAACCAAGCACCAAAAUCUGUGAUAUAUGUAAGUUUUGGGAGUGUUGCAAGUAUAACUGAGUCAGAAUUUCAAGAAGCAGCGCAUGGGUUAGCUAAUACCGGUUUACCAUUCUUGUGGGUGGUUCGACCUGGGGUCGUUUAUGGUUCAGAAUGGUUGGAGUCGUUGCCGGAAAAUUUUCUAGAAAGAGUUGGUGAUAAGGGACGUAUAGUGAAAUGGUCUCCUCAACAAGAAGUACUAGCUCAUCCAGCAACAGGGUGUUUCUGGACUCAUAAUGGAUGGAAUUCAACAUUAGAGAGCAUAUGUGAAGGAGUUCCUAUGGUUUGUUCUCCAUGUUUUGUCGACCAACCAAUAAAUGCAAGAUACGUGUGCGACAUUUGGAAGAUUGGCGUUUUGUUGGAGGAUGGGUUUGAAAGGGUAGGGAUUGAGACGACAAUCAAUAGAGUAAUGAUGGAUGAAGAAGGAGAAGAAAUCCGCAAGAGAAUAUGCUGUCUAAGGGAGAAGGUAAACCUCUCUCUAGAAAAAGGUGGCUCUUCUCAUCAGUCAUUAAAGAAUUUAGUUGAUUAUAUUCUAUCGUUGUAACUCAAAGAAAUCACUUCUAAACCGUAUGCAAAAUGAAUAAAAGAAAUUCACUAGAUCUUGUACCAACGCUCGUUCUAUUGGCAUUGAUGGCCUGUGGUUAAAUUAGACCGUAUUUUUAUUAAGCAUUGAACUUGAAUAAUAGUUUGUAUUUGUUUUCAAAUA